This is a messenger RNA of Chironomus riparius, 965 nucleotides long. NCBI's taxonomy places the organism in Eukaryota, Metazoa, Arthropoda, Insecta, Diptera, Chironomidae. The record is from the annotation of a GenBank genome assembly.
ACGCGAGUCCUUUGACUAUAAAACGAACUGUAAUGUUUGAUUAUAAGUCAGUUCAGUGCAUUACAUUGAUCAAGCAAUAUCAUACAAAAUGGCAUUCAAAUUCUUCUCAUUCUUUGCUCUCGUUGCCGUCGCAAGCUGCGGAGUUGUCUAUGACCAACCAGCUUAUACUUACUCACAUGCAGCUCCAGUUGUACACCAACCAGCUUACACAACAUACUCACAUGCUGCCCCAGCUGUCCAUCAUGUUUCUCCAGUUGUUAAAACCGUUGCCCCUGCAGUCGUAGCUCAACCAGCUUAUAUCAAACAAGCAUAUGUUGCCCCACAAGUCAUCACAAAGGUCGCUCAACCAGUCGUUCACAAAGUUGCUGAAGACUACGACCACAAUCCACAAUACUCAUUCGCUUAUGAUGUUCAAGACAGUUUGACCGGAGAUAGCAAGUCUCAACACGAAACAAGAAACGGAGAUGUUGUUGAAGGACACUACUCACUUGUUGAUUCAGACGGUUUCAAGCGUACAGUUCACUACACAGCUGAUCCAGUCCAUGGAUUCAACGCUCAAGUCCAAAGAGAACCACUUGGUCACAAAACAGUUGUUGCUCAACCAACAAUCGUCAAGACUGUCCAACCAGCACUCGUAAAGACUGUCCACUCAGCUCCAGUCAUUGCUCAUCAUGCUCCAGUUGUCCACGCUGCCCCAGCUUACUAUCAUCAUUAAGAAACUUUCUUCGAGUUUAAAUCAUCAUGAGUGCAUCAAGUGCUGAAAAAGUGAUAUUAAGGAUCAUUUUGAAAACUGUAUAUAAUCCAAAAAUCAUCAUCAUCAUCAUCUUACACCUAUCCAUCAAGAUUCUUUUGUUUGGUUGUUUGAUUCACUCAUUGUGAAUGUUAAGAAAUGCUAGACUGUCAAAUUAGUAUUUAUUUAUUGAGAAGAAAAUGAAAUGAAAAUACAAUGAAUAUUUAAAACCAUA